Meira miltonrushii is the source of this 933-nucleotide messenger RNA. RefSeq names its product adenine nucleotide alpha hydrolases-like protein. The transcript has a single exon. Gene Ontology annotation, molecular function: FMN adenylyltransferase activity. The record is from RefSeq and is a predicted model, not a curated record. NCBI's taxonomy places the organism in Eukaryota, Fungi, Basidiomycota, Exobasidiomycetes, Exobasidiales, Brachybasidiaceae. The annotation marks the transcript as partial. Gene Ontology annotation, biological process: FAD biosynthetic process.
CCCUCACAGCCUGCUCCGCAAAGUUGGUUGAGAGCGAUUGAUAACACGUACGCUUUAUUCGAAGAGGAACAAAAUCGUAAACAGUAUGGUGAUUUGGCAACAAAGGUGAAAGAUGCAGUGAAAUUAUGUGAAGAAGUGAUUGAUGAACUAGGCAUCAAUCAUAGCACUUUGAGCUUUAAUGGAGGGAAAGAUUGUACUGUAUUGGUACACAUAUUGGCAGCCGUCUUACGAAGGAAGAAGAGGAGGACUACAAACAGCAUCACAGAGGAUAACAUGCUGGAAUGCAUACCAUCGCUAUAUAUAACCUGUACCUCGCCAUUCCAGGAAGUGGAAGACUUCGUUGCAGAAUCGAUACGAAGAUACAAUCUCUUGCUUGUUCGGCAAAAGGGAAGCAUGAAAGAAGCAUUGGAAUUGUACCUUAACGGACAAGGAGAUGAGGAAGGCUCAGCAGCAGGUACGAGGUCCACUACCGCCAAUACCGCAUCACAACAGCAAAACGGGCAUCACCCUCAUCGAGACGUGAAAGCAAUCUUUGUAGGAACCCGAAGAACAGAUCCACAUGGAGCUGAUCUAACACCACGCAAACAAACUGAUCCAGGAUGGCCAGAUGUGGAACGGAUACAGCCAAUAUUGGAUUGGACCUAUCAAGAUGUAUGGGAAUUUUUGCGGUGUCCAUUAUUUGCUGUGAAACAAGAUGAAGUUUGUGAUGAAAAGCAACAGCAAUGGGGACAAACGUAUGGAGUGCCAUAUUGUAGUUUGUACGAUGAAGGAUAUACAAGUUUAGGAAGUACGUACAACACAUUUCCCAACCCAAUCCUGGACACACGCAAAGGAGAGCCAAUUGAUGAACAAGAUCGACAUAAACAUCGAUGGUUGCCAGCCUAUCGAUUAGAAGAUGAAUCACAGGAACGAGCAGGAAGAGGGUCAUCAGCA